This is a messenger RNA of Zasmidium cellare ATCC 36951, 729 nucleotides long. RefSeq lists its product as uncharacterized. Lineage: Eukaryota; Fungi; Ascomycota; Dothideomycetes; Mycosphaerellales; Mycosphaerellaceae. The record is from RefSeq and is a predicted model, not a curated record. The transcript has a single exon. Gene Ontology annotation, molecular function: protein binding. Bases 1 to 729 code for a protein of 242 amino acids.
AUGGCACAGGCGCCCACGAUUGACAGGGUACUCAACCUCGCGGCCGACUCGCCAGAUGAUGUCUUGACGCAUCUGCAGUCGCAUCCUGAGCUGGCUUCAAAAACCGAUGCUCAUGGAUACAACCUAGUCGCUGCAGCAGCAUCUUAUGGACACGACCGGCUACUGAAGGCGCUCAUAAAUGACUACAAAGUCGACCCAAACAUCAAGGACGAAGACGGCGAGACAGCACUUUUCAAUGUCGAAGAGGUGCGAAUGGCGAAAGAACUCAUCGAACUCGGAACAGACUUGAGCCUCCCCAACAACGAAGGCCAAACCGCGGCGGAGAAGCUGGACGAUGAAGACGAGCAGCCGGCUAUCGCUGCCUUUCUUCGCGAAAUCGCAGCGGGUGCCUCAGCUGGAGGCGCCUCCACCUGGACAGAGACUGCCGUCGAAAACGCAUCGCCAACCUUCACCGAGCAUCGACCAACAACCUCGACAGAUGCUAAUGGCACUCAUCCUCCGCCGCCGCUGCCGAAUGGUCUUCAGCUCAAUGUUGGUACUAUGAGUCCUGGAGAAGCGGGAGACGAGCCUGAUCCGGAGUUCAGACGGCGGAUUGAGGAGCUUGCUUCGCAUCCUGAUUUUCAGGGUGAGGAGGGACAGCGAGAACUUCGACGACUUAUUCAGGAUGCUAUUUCUGGUGUUACGGGCGAGUCUCAGGCGCCGGCUUCGAGUCGGCGACGGGUGGAUUGA